This is a messenger RNA of Condylostylus longicornis, 1183 nucleotides long. RefSeq names its product odorant receptor 67c-like. Bases 1 to 1182 code for a protein of 393 amino acids. Gene Ontology annotation, molecular function: olfactory receptor activity; odorant binding. Gene Ontology annotation, biological process: detection of chemical stimulus involved in sensory perception of smell; sensory perception of smell. NCBI's taxonomy places the organism in Eukaryota, Metazoa, Arthropoda, Insecta, Diptera, Dolichopodidae. Gene Ontology annotation, cellular component: plasma membrane. The transcript has 4 exons. The record is from RefSeq and is a predicted model, not a curated record.
AUGAACAAGUUACGUACCUUUAAAGAUUUUACAAGAAUUCCAACAAUAUUUUAUUCUUCUAUUGGAAUGCAACCACAUCAAAAUAAUUCAGUUAAAUCUUUUUUAAGUAAUUUUUUAUUUUAUUUUGGUGAAAUAAAUCUUAAUAUUUGUGUUGUGGGUGAAUUUAUUUAUUUAUAUUUUGCAAUCGGAUCAUUUUCAACAUUUUUGGAAGCAACUGCUUUGGCACCAUGUAUUGGAUUUUGUUUAGUUAGUGAUUUUAAAAUGAUUGCUAUUUGGUUUAAUAAAAAUCUUUUAUUGAGUAUGAUGAAAGAAUUAACGGAUAUUUUUCCAAAAACACUUGAAUUACAAAAUGAAUUUAAAGUAAUAAAAUAUGAAAAAACUAUUAAUAUAAAUAUGAUUCCGUUUGCAGCAUUAUACAUGAUAUUAAUUUGGACAUUUAAUUUAAUGAAUUUAGUUACAUCAACUUGGAAAUAUUUAUUUAUGAAUAUGGAAUUUAAACCUAUUCAACCAUAUUUUAUAUGGUAUCCAUUUAAUGAAAAUUCACCAAUAUCUUUUCCAAUUAUUUAUUUGUUACAAUGUCAUGCUGGUUAUAUAGCAGCAGUUGGAACUCUUGCAACUGAUUUAUUAUUAUGUUGUAUUGUUAUUCAAUUAUCAAUGCAUUUCGAUUAUUUAUCAUACAAGAUUGAAACUUUUGAGCCAACUUAUAGUAUGGAUGACAUGAAAAUUUUAAAUGGUUACAUUAAACAUCAUACUAAGUGCUUAAGAUUAGCUGAACAAAUAAAUCAAAUGUUUGGUGUUUCACUAUUUUUAAAUUUUUUUACAUCGACUAUAAUUAUUUGCUUAGUGGGAUUUCAAGUUACAGCUGGUGUUGGAACGACCGAUUUAAUUAAAUACUGUUUAUUUUUAAUUUCUUCAUUAAUACAGGUAUUUCUCCUAUGUUAUUAUGGAACUGUCUUAAUUGAUGCGAGUUCAAAUAUAUCUAAUGCCACAUAUAAUUCAAAUUGGGUUUCUACUAGCCUAAAAUAUCAAAAAUCUUUAUUAUUAAUAAUUCAAAGAUCACAAAAACCUGCAAUUCUUGACGCCCCAAUAUACCAUAAAAUAUCUUUAGACAUUUUUACAACGGUUGUCAGCUUAUCAUAUCAGUUUUUUACUUUACUGAAAACAAUGUAUUCGGAAGAAUAAA